AUGUCAGCCCCUGCGCUCGAUGAAGUUGGAUGGGGCUCCUUUCUGGCGUUCAAGUGGCUGGAUUCCUUGGUGAACACUGGAUACCAAAGACAAGUUAAUUUGCAAGACAGCCCUCCACUGGCGGAUCAAGAGGAUACUGCCAGAAAUACGCGCCGAUAUGUGCGGCUGUUGGAGGAGCAGGAGCGUGCUGGCAAGCGCCACCCCUUGAUCCACGCGAUCUUCUGGGCCUUUUGGCCGCAGCUGCUCCUCUUGCAGUCGAUGAAGAUCUCGCAGUACUUGCUCGGCCUCCUUUCUCCAUUCAUCCUGCAGCGCUUGCUUAUCUUCCAGGAGGCCCAGGAGGCCAAGACGGAGGGGACCAACACGGCCCUCUCGGCCGAGGCUGCCAGGAGUGGUUUCAUCGCAGUAGGUGCUUUGAUUUGUUUGGGCUUGUUCAAUCUGUUUUACAACGCCCAAGUGGAUCUUUGGAAGGCGCGGCUCAACAUUCGGAUCGAAAGCUCCUUGAAGGGAGCCCUGCUCUUCAGAGGAGUCCAGGGCCUCACACAAACGCCUGGCGAUGCCAGUGAACAGGGGAACACUCAUGGGGAGAGUGCCAUUUAUAACGUGAUCUCCUUCGACGUUGGUGACAGCGUCAACAUGGUCUGGGUGAUCCUCGAUAUUUGGAGUUUGCCCAUCCAACUUGUGGCAGCUUUCACUGCGCUCUUCGCUCAAGUGGUGGCGCAGCUGGACCUUUUAUGCAUCGCGGGGGGUAUGGGCUGCUGGUACUUUGCCAAAGAGCAACUGGGCGAGGCCUGGGCUCUCACCAUCCGCGCGAAGCGAGCUUGGCCGGUGCAGCUCCUGGGUGCGGCGCUGAUGGCCUCCAGUGUCUCACUGAGGACGUGUGCCGUGGACCGCUUCCGGGCGCAGGGCACUCCACUGAGCCACCGGCAGGCCUCACAGGUCUUGGUGAUGGAUGGGCCGUUUGAAUGGUCAAGGAAUCCCAUGUACCUGAGCAUGCUUGGAAACAUCAGCUCCGUGGGGCUGAUGGCAAACACUUGGUGGGGUCUUCUAGCGCUGCUGCCGUUUGCAGCCUACCUGCAGUUCUGCAUCAUUCCAGGCGAAGAAGCCUAUUUGUUCCAGGUGGCAGGAAAAGCUUCACAGGCCUUAGCUGUGGUCCCAGGACUGUUGACAAUCAUCAUUUGCAAGACCUUCAAUCUCAUCAUGGGCUAUGCCGAUGGCGUGUACCGAGACCGGCUCUAUUUUGCCAAGGACGAGCGCUUGGGCCGGUGCAGCGAAGGCUUUACGAAUAUCCGAACCCUACGGAUGCUGGCUUGGACCUCAUCCUAUGAGCGGGUGAUCUCCCGCGCACGGGCGGAGGAGUUACGCAUGGCCUGGAUCAGGCUGUGGCUGCAAAAGAUGCCUGCUGCCUUGGACUACGGCCUCUCCACUUUGGUCACCUUGGUCACACUCGGUUUCUAUGUCCACACCACCCACGAGCAGUUGAAAGCCUCCUUGGCUCUACCGGUGAUCGCCCUCAUCGGUUCCUUGAUCGGUUCCAUCGGACAAUUCCCUGUUUUGGUGAAGGAGUACAAGGUCUUCCGCUCCGCCUAUGAUCGAUUCCAUCGCUUCAUGGGCUUUGGUCAUCAGCCCAAACCCUUUGAGCCAGAGUCAGCCCGAAGCCCAACGAGUAGCCCUGCAGCUUUGAACCUCGAAGAUUGCAGCUUCCAAUGGGCUGCACAGGAGCCACUGCUGGCCCAAGCGGGGCCUUUCUUCGAGCUUCAGAACAUUGACCUGCAAGUGGAGGCGGGGUCCACCACGGCCAUCAUCAGCCAAGAGGGUCAGGGGAAGUCCUCCUUGCUGAUGGCAAUCUUGGGCGAAAUGUCGAUGAAGUCUGGGCACUUCAGCGGCUCGAGCGCGCCGAUUGGCGGCCAAGCACCAGUUGUGCCGGAGACUGCCAUCAGCGCCCGGCACAUUUUGCUUGAGGCCUGCACCAUUGGAGGCCGCAGUGUUGCCUUGGCACCACAGGAGCCGUGGCUCUUUGCCGGUAGUGUGCGCUCCAAUGUGUUGUUUGGCUUGGAGAUGCACCAAGCCAUCUACGAUGGGGUCCUGGAGGCCUGUGCACUAAGACUAGACCUACAGACGAUGCCUUGCGGAGACAUGACUGAAAUUGCAGCAGGCGGCUCCACGAUCUCUGGCGGACAACGUGCACGAGUGGGCCUCGCUCGGGCGGUCUAUCGUGCAGCCUUGGAACAAGAAGCCAGGCGUGUGCCUUUGGUCGUUUUGGACGAUCCCUUCUGCGCCCUGGACAAGGAGGUGGCCACACAGGUUUGCCAGGCGGUGCUCUCACCGAGUGAAGGGCUCCUGAGUCCUGCAUUCCGUGCUGAGCAGUACCCAGGCUAUGAAGUACGACAGGUGUUGCAAGAAGCAGGAGACUUUGUUAGAGCGGCUCAAGAAGCGUUGGGGAGACGAACAGAAGCUUUGCAGUCGCCAGAUGAGCCUUCACGUCCAAGCGUGCCGCACCGCUUCUCUUCGAACAUUACAUUCAUGUCCGGCGAUCUAGGAUUCCCCUCGCAAGGCUCUGGCUUGUUUGCGCAGGAUGCUGACCAGAAGGCAAUGAGAGUAGAAACAAUGCGACCUUUUGACUUGGUCGAAGGGUGGGUGACCAAUAUGACCACGUUGACUUUGGCCAACGCGUCAUAUGAUGUCACAGGUGGCAGUCUUCCAGUAUGCCGUCAGCUGGCCAUGUUGAGGGUGCAAAGAUUCUCCGAUCUCUUCUCUUGGGCAGCCAAUUCGCUUCUUUCAGAAUAUGGAGGGCAACAUCAGGUGGACGGGAGGCAGUGCUCCUUGUGGCAUCUUCAUGCCCAGAACCAAUCCAUGACUUUAUGUGCAAGUGGUGACUUUCCGGUUGAGCUGAACAUGAGCAUUUUCUUGAAGAGCAGCACAGGUGGCAGGAAAUUCAACACCACCUAUCGCUUUGGUCCAUUGAAUCUGGGGAGCGAGGUGCCGCAAUUUCUCUUCAGCAAGCCUUCCAUAUGUGGAAGCCUGGCUCCUGCUUGUGAGAAUGGCCGUGGUCUUGAACCCGUUCAGAUGGACGCUUAUGUUUUCCACCCCGGUUUGUCCGCUGCUGACUACAACCUUGAGGAUCAAAAUGUGGCAGACCUUGCGGGAGAUGCUCUCUUCAUUUGUAUGGAUCGCUUGCGAAGCCAGACGACCUCUUUCAUCGAUCACAACUACAGCUUGAUCUCACGCUACACUCUUCAAGUGUCUCCGGCCUUUGGGCAGUAUGGUUUGUGUAACGGCUACCCAGACACUCAACCUCCAGGCCCUUUUUGUGCUGGUGGAGAUCCGCGCUUGGUGGGAAAAGAAAGGCACAGCACGGUGCUGGUGGCAGCCGCCGACCCCUGGUGGAUGAGUUGCCUUGCGGGGGCCAAUGGCGAGAUCGAUGCAGGCAUCAUCAUCCUUCGCUCGGGCUCAGUGCUGGUUCAAGGGACGUUCUCAGAGUUGAAGGGCCAAGAUUUGCCUGAGCUGAAGACGUUAGUAGCACCUCCUUUGAGCAGAACAGAGGGUGUGCCCAUGCACAAUCCACAAGAUGAGGACAUGGCAGAUGAGAGCGAGACACCCGUGCCAGAAAGGCAUCCGGAGGAUGCUGUCCCGCGCUUGCCACCGUUGCCGCCGCCGCAACCAUCAAAGCGGUCGGAAGCAGAGACGCAGACGCCACUCACAAAGGAGCAAGAGAUCAAAGGAAGCCUCACACUAGAAGAAGGCCGUGUGGCUGGGCAUGUGCAAUGGGGGACCUACCACAGCUACCUCAAGGCCAUGGGCUACUUCAACUUUGUUGUGAUGUUCGUGGCUCUUGCUGGCAUAAUGCUGUUCCAAAACUUCUGCAACCUGUGGAUUGUGUAUUGGACGUCUGAAAAGAAGGAGACCGCGUUGAUGUACAGUUGGAUGAAGGCCAUUGGAAUUGCACCUCCCACAGAUACCCGCACCAUGCUGUGGGUCUAUGGUGGUUUGAUUGCAUGCUUCUUCAUCUCCAACUUUGCUGGCCAUGGAAUGGAGAUUGUUGGUGGCAUUCGUGCUGCAAAAAAGAUCUUCGCAGGCGCAUUGGACGGAGCGCUUUACAAGCCCUUCCAGUGGUGGGACUCGAACCCGACCGGGCGUGUGCUGAACCGCUUCUCUGCGGAUGUUGAGGUGAUGGACAAGGCCGUGACCAACAUUUUCGGCAUCAUCAUUGGAGCUGUGCUGUUCUUCUUGGGACACACCUUGGUGUUGACCUUCUCGAGCCCUUUGUCGAUCAUUCUCUUGCCGGGGAUUGUCUUGCUAAUGGAGUACUUUGCACGCUAUUAUCGCAACACCAUCCGUGAAAUUCAGCGUGGGAGCACUCGGGCUUUUGGCACUUGCGAGAAGGCUACACGCUCGAGUCGAGAAGACGAGGAGGAUCCCAGCACCGUGGCCUCGGGAGACUUAGCUGCCAAGAGGAGACGCCGCGGCGCCGUGGCCUCGGCCACCACGGAGGGUGGAAACAUCGGUGCCUCCUCUCGGAAAGAGCCCAUGUCGGAGGCAGCCCGCUUGGCUGACCGGCAGCAGGACGCUGUGUUUUCCGGCUUCAAGGCGAGUGGUUCCACGGAGAACACCCCCUCCUCCGAUGCCGUCCGGAGGCUGGAGGUGGACACCGAUGUGAGUCAAGACCACCGGGCGAUUCUGGAGCGGAAUGAGCAAAUCAACAAAGGCUUGAAGGAUGGAACGCUUGAGAAAGGCGUUUACCGAGGUCUUGGAGGUUACAAACAAUAUGCAAAUAGAAGUGAACAUGCAAUUGCCAAUUCCAAAUAUACAGGUUUGCUCGGGCCGUUGCGAAGCAGCCUGAGCAACGUGCGCAGCACCUUGCGAAUCGAGUACAUUGGCACGACUGGUGAAGGUGGGAUUUGCAAAGACUACAAAGAGACCGGUUAUUGUGGCUUUGGAGAUUCUUGCAAGUUUGCGCAUGAUAGGUCAGACUACAAGCCCAGCUACAUUUUGGAGCAGGAAUGGGAGGCCAAGCAAAAAGAAAUCGAGGCCAAGCGACGGAAGAGAUGGGAGAGGAAGAUGGAAAGGCGCAGAAAAGCGGAAGAAGAAGGGCGCCCCGUCGAGGAUGAUGAUGACUCCACUGUCAGCACGGAUGAAAGUGAUGAUGAGGAGUUGCCCACGGAGUGUUUUGAGUGUGGGGAAGCUUGGCAGCGCUGCAAGAGCAUUGCCGUGCAAACCACUUGCGGCCACUAUUUUUGCGAGGAUUGCGCCAUGGCGGCCUUCUCCAAGUCGCAGAAGUGCUCGAGGUGUGGCGCCAACACCAACGGCAUUUUCAACUCUGCAGAGACCUUGCAGGACAAGUUGAAAGCCAAGAAGGAGCGCCGUGCCGAGAGGAAGAGGAUGAAAGCGACCAAGCGCAGAGACCUCCAGAACACCUUCGGGGUGAGCACUGAAGGCAACUUUGUGUAA
Molecule: messenger RNA, 5445 nt
Organism: Durusdinium trenchii
Lineage: Eukaryota; Dinophyceae; Suessiales; Symbiodiniaceae
Source: the annotation of a GenBank genome assembly